AUGGCAGAAUAUCGACACCUAAGAAAGCCGCAUCCUCAAUGGCUUGAAUUCCCCAAGAAUUUGCCUCCCGGUACACGUAUCAAUCGUAUGAGCAGGGAGCGCAAGCAAAUAAUACCGGAUCCCGCCCUCGACAUUUCUGAAUUCGACAUCAAAGCUCGCGAUGGAUACGAUAUCCGCAUCCGCUCCUAUCGCAGAAUUGGUGCAGGAAACAAGCUCCCACUAUUCCUCUACAUGCAUGGCGGAGGCUUCGUCACGGGAUCCUUAGAAACAGAUGAUCCUACCUGCCGAGCCUGGGCGAAGUCGAUUGAUCUGCAUGUUCUCAACGUCGAGUACCGUCUUGCACCUGAGCACAGCUUCCCAUUCGGCUUCGAAGACUGCUGGGAUGUUUUGUCGUGGACGAGUACGCCCGAAGCUGCUGAGAAGCUCGACGUAGACCUCACCAAGGGGUUCCUCGUCGGCGGCACGUCUGCGGGUGGUAAUUUCACCGCCGGGCUUGCACAGAGGUAUCUUUCGAAACAGAUGUCGCCGCCCAUCACCGGUCUGGUUCUCUUGGCUUCGUCCUUCUGCCAUCCAGAUGUCCGACCCGAGAGGUACCGCUCGCAGAUUCUGAGUGUCGACGAGAUCGACGACGCCCCUGGCCUCACGAAAGCAUCUAUCGAGUAUUUCUGGAAGAAGUAUGGCGCGCCGAAGGACGACAUACGCUACUCGCCGCUGCUUAACGAUUCCUGGAAGGGCAUUGCGAAGAAGGCUUAUUUCUCGGUUUGUGGUUGGGACCCGAGACGCGAUGAGGAGUUGCUUCUGGGAAAGAUCUUGAGGGAGGACGGCUUGGAGGUGAAAGAGGAUGUGUACCCUGGUCUGCCACACGGCUUCUGGACGACGUGUCCGGAUCUGGAAGUUAGUAGGGACUGGGAGAAGGACGUCGUUGGCGCCGUGAAGUGGAUGCUAGAGCCAUAAUCGCGAUACGUGACGAAUAGUGAAUAGAUAAUAAUAGCACCUAUAUCACCCUAUCAUAAAAGAGAGUUG
Molecule: messenger RNA, 1023 nt
Organism: Aaosphaeria arxii CBS 175.79
Lineage: Eukaryota; Fungi; Ascomycota; Dothideomycetes; Pleosporales
Product: alpha/beta-hydrolase
Exons: 2
Coding region: 1-954 (317 amino acids)
Molecular function (GO): hydrolase activity
Source: RefSeq, a predicted model, not a curated record